Bursaphelenchus xylophilus (pine wood nematode) is the source of this 1767-nucleotide messenger RNA. The record is from the annotation of a GenBank genome assembly. Lineage: Eukaryota; Metazoa; Nematoda; Chromadorea; Rhabditida; Aphelenchoididae.
AUGACGGUGCAUACCAGUCCUCUGUUAUCAGUCAAGUCCAAUCCCAACUCUCCGCAGCCUCCGGGUAUCCCGACCAAAUGUGGAUUCCCGGUGAAAGCGUGCAUCCAGGCGGGCCUGGUGAUCAUCAUGGUGGUCACCUUGAUCUACAUGUUCUUGGUUCGGCAUUACUCCAAAAGUAUUUUCAGGAUACAAAGUAACGACGAGUUUCGAGAGUAAGUUGCAUUACUUUUUAAAAUUUACUUUCAUCUUUCCUACUCAAAAUUCAUUUUGAUUAUAAUUGUUUCCCUUUUUGAUCGCAGUUUAAAUUUAUACCAACUACUAACUUUUACAAUUUUUUCAAAUACCACGAUGAAUGUAUGUAAUUAGCCAUAAUAAUUACCGUUUUUGUAUCGUAAUUACUCGUAAUUUGUGGUUCGGAGCUCACUAUUCAAAGUGCGCCAAUUAUCACUUGUUUUUCUAUAGUACAAAAAAUUUGUCACGCAUUUGAGUACUCAAACAUGCAUUAAUUUUCCAAUCUACAGGUUUUUGCAUUACAUUUCUGAGCCUCCAAAGAUUUCGCAACAACUGGACACUUCUGUAAAUCGAGGAUUUUUGGGAUGUUUUGUGGAUGUCGACGGGACCGAGAGCUUUUUACAGGUGAGAUUUGAGACAUAUUAGACACUCAGUGGUUGUAAAAUCCUUAAGAAAAUAAAAUUUUCGCAACUUUCGCCUCUAAAAUCGCUUUCAGCAAGACUACCAGACUCUAAACGACACCUGGCUUCACGAAUGUGACCGUGUUGAGCUGGAUUCGUCCAGAUCCCUCGAUCUGGAAGCGCCUUAUCUCACUUUAUUCAAUCAUUUCGAUCGGAUCUCCAACCCGGGUUUCUGGCGAUUCCUUCAGAUGAUAAAACGGGUAAAUGACCUCAACUUGGAGUGGAAUCUCAUCUCUCGGACCUCCAUCUUCAUCAGUGUUCCCACUUUGCGCGGAGUUUUGUCCAGAUUGGACCCAAGAAAGCCGUAUCUUAUCAGAUUCGAUAGUAAUAAGGUGGGCCUUGGAUUCCAAUCCCUUUUGUCUGCUUUUAUCAGUUUUUUCACUCAAAACGGGGGAUUAAAUUUUGUUGACAAGGAAUUGGUCGACGUCACAAGGCCAAUUGUUAUCCGUAAUUGAAGUUUCCAAUGGUUGUUUACAUUGCAUUGCAAAUAACUGAAUGUCGUAGAAUUUUAAUCUCUGAAAUUCCGUUGGAUAUCUUUGAAAUGGGAUUUUUUAAUGUUACACAAGUGAAUUUCAUUGUAAUAUGUCACAAUUGUAUCUGAAAUCAAAAAUCAUCUUACUAAAUUUGAAAAAAAAACUAAAGUUACAUUUGAAAUUUCAGCUAAACGCCGAGGAAAUCCUUGUCAUCUCUAAUUCCGCAGCGAAACACUUUAUCAAGAAGGGAUAUUUAAAUGAUACUGCAUGCAAAUACGAGUCACACCCUGAUCCAAUAAGCUUGUUAAGCAGGUAUGUUGUCUUACAAGUCAAUAUAUUUCCAUCUUUGACAACAAUUUAUAUUAAGUUUGUCCGAUUCCUCAACUUUUUCUAAAAUUGUACCUUAUUUUAGUUGUAUGCAAACCGUUGGUGUCAAAGUGCUGACCUCCUCGGCGUUGGACUUAACCGUCGUUCCAAUGAGCACAAUCAAUUCCAAGUUUCUUCCCAUGCCCAAAAGAUUGCUCGGUUUCACGGGGAUUACGGAUCGGGAGGCCCGGCUGAUUCGGUAUUUGAACUUUAAACACUCAGUCAUUCUUCGAUGA